Molecule: messenger RNA, 2630 nt
Organism: Hemiscyllium ocellatum (epaulette shark)
Lineage: Eukaryota; Metazoa; Chordata; Chondrichthyes; Orectolobiformes; Hemiscylliidae
Gene: b3gnt9
Product: UDP-GlcNAc:betaGal beta-1,3-N-acetylglucosaminyltransferase 9
Exons: 1
Coding region: 682-1932 (416 amino acids)
Cellular component (GO): membrane
Molecular function (GO): hexosyltransferase activity
Source: RefSeq, a predicted model, not a curated record
UGUAAAACUUUCCCACUUCCAGACUGUGAGCUCCUGCCUAGGAUAAGAGCACCGGAGUGGAAAAGUGUGAACUCCAGACCUGAGUAAAAUCAUCUCGAUAUAAGACUGUAACCUCCAGGCCUGAAUAAUAUCAUCCCUAUGCAAAACUGUGAACUCUAGACCCAAAUAAAAUCACCCCAGUGGCAGACUGUGAAUUCUCGACGUGAAUAAAAUCCCCCAAUGUAAGACUGUGAAUUCUAGACCUGAAUAAGAUCACUCCAGUGGCAGACUGUGAACUCUAGACCUGAAUAAAAUCAUCCCAAUGUAAGACUGUGAACUCUAGACCUGAAUAAAAUCAUCCCAAUGUAAGACUGUGAACUCCAGUCCUGAGUAAAAUCCCCCCAGUGUAAGACUGUGAACUGUAGACCUGAAUUAAAAUCACCCCAGUAGCAGACUGUGAAUCCUACGCCUGAAGAAAAUCACUCCAGAGCUAGGGUGUGAACUCCAGAUCUGUAUAAAACCAACCAGAGCCAGCCCUGCAUUGAGCUUCAAUAAUGUAUAAAAUCACCAAAUAACAUUACACGGAACUUCCAGUCCGUAUAAACCCUGCCCAACUGAGAUCUUUUUUGAGAGCUGUAUACAACUGUGCAGAACGUCCACCGACCGACCUUUGGCCAGGAUUACACCUGCUUUUGUGGGACCAUGAGAUUGCGGCAUAAAGGCGAUCUUCUCUGUACAUUCCUCCUCCUAACAGCAUUCUGUAUUUUGCUCUACAUCCAAAUGCGCUCAGAUACCCUGUGGCUGGACAAACGUGAGCAACAACAACAGCCAGGAACCGAGCGAUACAUUCUGCUGGGAAGCACCAAGGCAGCAACCCCUCUGGCGCUGACCAGCAGUACGGCAGAGUCAGGGCGAGUCUGUCAGCCAGCCCAACAGCCCGAGACUGCCCAGCAGCAAUGGAAAACAUCACCACCCUCCAACUUUUUGCCCUGGAACUACCGCCAGUAUCUCUGGCAAAAGGACUGUCGGGAGUUCCAGCAGAUCAUUAACCAGGAGAACAAGUGCCAGAAGGUGACAGGGGAACAACUGCUGCUACUUUCCAUCAAGUCCAGGGUGGAGGAGUUUGAGAGGCGUGAGGUAGCUCGGAAAACCUGGGCCCAGGAAAGAAGUGUCCACCACCUGCAGGUCCGCAGGCUCUUCCUGCUGGGAAUCCCGGCCAACCAGAGCUCCCUGGCUUCCUGGAGUGGCCUGCUGGAGCAGGAGAGCCAGACCUAUCAGGACAUCCUCCUGUGGGAUUUCCAGGACACCUUCUUCAACCUCACACUGAAGGAGAUCCACUUUCUGAAGUGGCUGGAUCAGUUCUGCCCCUCCGCAGAGUUUGUCUUCAAAGGGGACGAUGAUGUCUUUGUCAACGUGGAGAACAUUGCAGAUUUCCUCGGGGAUGCUGACCCCAAGGGUGACCUGUUCGUGGGCCACAUCAUCUACCAAGCGCUGCCCAUCAGAUCCAACAAGAGCAAAUAUUUUAUCCCAGAGAUGAUGUAUGGUCCAGGGGUUUACCCCGUGUAUGCGGGAGGUGGAGGCUUCCUCAUGUCCGGGCACACUGCGAGGAGGCUGUACCAAGCCAGCAAGGAGGUAGACCUCUUCCCUAUCGACGAUGUCUUUCUAGGGAUGUGCUUGCUGCGGAUUGGCCUCGAGCCCCUGACUCAUGAAGGAUUUCGAACGUUUGGCAUCGUCCGCCCCUCAGCUGCACCCCACUUGCAGACGUUUGAUCCGUGCUUCUACAAGGAGCUGAUGGUGGUCCACAGCCUAAAGGUGCCUGAAAUCUGGCUGAUGUGGAGCCUCCUUCAUGACCCGAAACUGGACUGUGCUCGCAAAGGGUCCAUGAAGCAUCCAUUCAGGUGGAGAGUCAAGCGGAAGUCCACGCCCACCCCAGUCCGGAAAUUCAAACACUGACAGAGGACAAAAGGGGAAGAUCUCUACCAUUAUCUGGAGACAAUGCCCUCAGUCAUUACCUUUGGAAAUUUGUACUUUCAAUGUUUAUAAAUGUCUCUUUGUAAUAUUAUUAUUUAAAAUCACCCAUGGCAACAGAUACCUGCACCUCCCCAGCACAUUAGCUUAAGUAUUAAGCACAGCAAGUGGAUUUGUCUAAAUCCACACACAGCCACUUCCUCACUAUCAUCAAUGGUUUCACUCAGAUCUGCCAUUUCGUGCCUUAUAGACUAAUCUUUCAGGCACCCCAAAGUCAGGAACAGUGGGGAGGUGCUGAACAUACUGACACUGGUCAGCAUUGGGAUGGUGAGGUCCUGCAGACCCAAGCCCUGUCCAAACAAAACCAAAACAAACCCAUUCCUGUUUGCUGCUUACAAAGUGAAAAUGUAACCCAUCGAUGUGCACAGGAGGCAAUGUGGCCCAAACGGUCCUUACCAGCUGCCAACAGAACAAUUCAGUCAUCUCGUUCCCCUCAAUCCCCAAUGCCCUGAAAUUGUGAAAAGUGUCCAUCCAAUUUCAUUUUGAAAUUAUUCAUACUCACUGUUAGGGUUUGAAGUUGAUCUGCAUCAUCCUACCAAUUAGUGAAUUCCAGGUCAUAAUCACUCAUUGUAUUCAAAACAGUUUCUUCUUUACAUUAUCCUUAUAUCUUUUCCCAAAAGUAU